UGCAACCUCCUCACCAACCCCUCCUUCGAAACCGGCACCCUAUCACCGUGGUUCACCACCGUCCCCAACGUGAACAUCGCCACCAUCACGAACGCGACCGCCGCCUACGAUGGGAAUUAUUACCUCGACCUCAAAACGGACUACGGCAACCGCGGGCACUCGAUCGCGCAGACGGUGAGGGGCCUCCAGCGCGGCACGGUGUACGACUUCCGGGCGCAGAUCCAGAUCCCGGGCGCCUCGUCGGGGGUGGAGUACUGUUUCGUGGACGCGUAUAUCGGUGGGAACGCGACGACGGGGCUCAUUGUCUCGCAGCUGCUGGAGCCCUCGGGGGAGGGGUGGACGACGGUGCGGGGGUCGUAUCAGCGGCGGGGGCGGCGGGCGGAGGAUGUGUUGACGGUGACGGGGUCGUGUACGUCGCCGGGCAGUUCGUAUGUGUGGGAUGUGUUGGUGGAUGAGGUGGUUUUG
Aspergillus brunneoviolaceus CBS 621.78 is the source of this 465-nucleotide messenger RNA. RefSeq lists its product as uncharacterized. Lineage: Eukaryota; Fungi; Ascomycota; Eurotiomycetes; Eurotiales; Aspergillaceae. Gene Ontology annotation, molecular function: hydrolase activity, acting on glycosyl bonds. The annotation marks the transcript as partial. The transcript is spliced from 2 exons. The record is from RefSeq and is a predicted model, not a curated record.